GUGCAAAAGCUUGGGUAAAUUCUUUGCAUGCUUCUUGAGUGUUUACUGUAAGGUUCGUCAAAACGUAUGUUGAGUUAAAAGGAUGAAAAACAAAAUUAGUUACAAAAUCGGACUCUGCGGGAGGCCCCCCAAAUUCUACAUUUUGACCCCUGAAGAUGUUCCUCUGGGACUAAAGUACAUGUAUGGACCAAACAGAACCUUUCGUACGCGAUUCAUCGAGGACAACAGUAUUAGGCGGCAAUUGUUUUUUGAAGAGGAUGGGGCUGAGAGUCAAAUUUUGGAUACUCCACUGCGAACUUCAAUAAUUGAUUUCGACUGCAACAAGUCCGGCAAAGAAAUCUCUCUCGGUAAAGGAGGUUUUGGUUCUGUGUUUCUCAGCAUUCUGAAUGAUGAAUUGGUAGCGUGCAAGAAAAUCAAGCUGAACAGCAGAUCGAACAUCGCUUCUCUUGCAAGAGAGCGAAAUGGGUUGGGUCUUUGCCACCCGAACUUGAUUCAAGUCUUUGCCACUUACGCCGGUUUAAAAGCCGGCCUGGUGGUCAUGGAAAAGGCCAGCAGCACGAAUCUGCAGGAAAUUCUCACCAAGUCAAAAAUCAGAUCAGACAGAACCAAAAUCAGAUACACAAGACAGAUUUGUCUGGGCCUGCAAUAUUUGCACAGCAAUGGUAUUUUGCAUCUGGACGUGAAGCCCCAAAAUGUGUUGGUAAAUCUUGGAAGCAACUGCAUAAAACUGGCUGAUUUCGGAAACUCCGCCCUGAUUGAUGGCCUCGGAUCAUUCAUUAGCUUGGGCACCAUACGUUACUCGCCACCAGAGUUUUUCACCAAGGAUCCUGUGACAACCAAAUCGGACGUGUUCUCCGUUGGAAUCACAAUGUGGCAGUUGCUGUUCAACAAAAUUCCUUAUGAUGAUGGUGAGACCAACUCAGCUCUACUUUAUCAGAUCGUCAAGCGUAAUCUUCGUCCAAAGCCGCAUGAUCACCCCUUUUCACCGCAGUUGAGAGGCAUGCGAAUUUAUCAAGAGACCUACAAGCGCUGUUGGGAAGCUCAUCAAGAUCGUCGGCCAUUCAUAAAUAUCAUUCUUCAAAAUUUGGACCUUUCUGAGGAAGAAGUGGGACGAAACGGAGAAUGGGUUGAAAGGCUUUAUGAGCAAUAAUGAAGAAAUGCUUGAAAAUUUAAAUUCUCAAAGAUAUAUUUUUAAAUGAUUAUUUUGAGCAAAUUUUAAAACUGAAAUCUGAUAUUUUGUAAAAUUAAAUGGUUAUAGAAGUCAUAUUUGAUUUAGAAUUGAAUUCAAAGAUUUUUCCUAUGGCAGAAUUAUUUUAUUACAACCAAAAGAGAACAGUAGAAAAAAACUUACACAAUUAGUUGGAGGAAAGAGUGUUCAAAUUCUUCACGAGUCUGGCAUUUCUCCUCCGGGAACAAGCUGGAAUUAACAUAUUUAAAUUAGACUUGUAUGUAAAUUUAACACUCAAUUGUGAUUUUUACCAUAGUUAUAUUAUUUCCGUUCAGCAAAAUCUGGUCCAGCCGUGUGAUUCUGCGUCCCUCAGGUGUUGAUUCGUACUCGGUGACAUCUUCCAGCAUCAUGUUCACGAAAUCGUCGAAUCCUAAGAGGGUGCCGACGAUUUCCUUGUCAUUCUUCAUGAUGAUGUGUAUCCGAGAGCCAAUGCAUU
Neocloeon triangulifer is the source of this 1664-nucleotide messenger RNA. RefSeq names its product serine/threonine-protein kinase mos (gene Mos). The transcript is spliced from 7 exons. Bases 83 to 1150 code for a protein of 355 amino acids. Gene Ontology annotation, molecular function: protein kinase activity; ATP binding. Gene Ontology annotation, biological process: protein phosphorylation. NCBI's taxonomy places the organism in Eukaryota, Metazoa, Arthropoda, Insecta, Ephemeroptera, Baetidae. The record is from RefSeq and is a predicted model, not a curated record.